UUACAAAAUAAUUCAAUCAAAGUUAUACCUGAGGAUUUUUUUCCGGCCUGUCCUAAUUUAACAUGGCUCGAUUUACGCGAUAACGACAUCGAAAGCAUUCCCAUUUCGAUUAAAAACCACCCACAACUUACUCAUUUGUUGCUACAAAAUAAUAAAAUUAUAUCCAUGCCAAAUGAGCUGGGUACCGUAAUGACAUUAAAAGUGCUUCAAUUGAGCGGCAAUCCGCUAACUUACCCGCCAAAAGAUAUCAUAAGCGCGGGAACGUCUAAAAUUUUGACAUUUCUUUACGAUAACUAUAUGACGAAUCUACUCGUAUUAGAUUCGAAAUCUUUAUCAGAAGUAAGCGAAUCAAACGAAACUAUGUCCAAUGAGGCUAGAAGUUAUAAUUCGGUGUUAGAUGGCAGUGAAAUUAAAAACGGCAAAAUGUCCGUGCAAUUUAAUGAUAGGGAUGAGGAUAGUGAAUAUUAUGAUAAGGUGAAGGGGAAAUGUCGUAAAUUGGCGGUAAGCCGGCAUAAAACAUUGUCGCCGCAUUGUCAAAGCGCUAAAUACCUCCGGCCGGUGCGGACGUCUGGUAAAGACGUGCAAGAUAGGAAAAUAUUACAGAGUCAUAUUAGAGAUAUUGCCGUUAAGAAACGGAAAGAUUUCUUAGCGAGAGCUGAGAAAAUAAUUCAGGACAAAAAGAACAUGGAAUUAUUAAAGAACUGGCGCACCAAUUACAAAACUCGACAAUUAUUAAUAAGACAGGAUCGUCCAACCGACCCCAUUAGUUACCCAUACGAUACAUGUGAAGAAUAUAUGACGUUCCUAACUCGCGAAGACAUAGAGAAAGAUUUACCGGAUAAAUAUCGAAAGAAAAUAGUGCGGAAGUCAAAACCGACUGUGCCCAGAAAGAGUAGUAACGAUGUCCACUUGGCUAUGAAGAUAAAGAAGUUGUUUGAGAAUUUGGAAGCUAUUGAUUUGGACAAGAGAGACAUGACUCCGCGUACAGAGCAGAGAGUGCUAUUGAAUGAGAUUCAAAAAAUAUCGGAAAUCAAGCAGAAGUUAACAGAAUUAUCUUUAUCCAACGCAAAAUCCGUUUCAGAUUGAAAUGUGGUUUAUCUAAUAGAAUCUAGUUCGAAAUUGAUGAUUUUGUCUUAAUAAAACAUUAAAAU
Messenger RNA from Zerene cesonia (dogface butterfly), 1151 nucleotides. RefSeq lists its product as uncharacterized. Lineage: Eukaryota; Metazoa; Arthropoda; Insecta; Lepidoptera; Pieridae. The annotation marks the transcript as partial. Gene Ontology annotation, molecular function: protein binding. The record is from RefSeq and is a predicted model, not a curated record. The transcript is spliced from 3 exons.